GUUCAAAACCCAACCAACAAAUCAUGACGUAAUUUUGAUUGUCUUGCUAGUAAGAAUAACUGAGAAUAACAGCGAGCAACAGUGAGGUAGUGAGCGCAGAAAUGCCAUUCUGGGAUCUCGUUCGUGGAAUAUUCGGUGGAAGAAAUUCAGAGACACCCCAAAAUAAAUGGUUCUUCGAACACCGUGACAAUUAUGACAGAGAUAAUUUUCGAAAUCCAAUCUGGCAAAAUGAUGAGGACGACGAUGACGUUGAUGAUUUUAGGCACUCCAGAGGUGGCUUCCACUUUCAUAUCUUCAGCGAUCCGUUAGAAAUGACACGAUACUUUGAAUCCCAAAUGGACAAUAUAUUGAGAAACUUUGGAUAUAAUUUUAAUAUGUUUGAAUAUGGCAGUGAAGGUGAAAAUACAUUUAUGAAAGCACUUCCUUCUAUGCCAUCAGGGCAAGAAAAUUUACGCGACAAAAUGUUGAAACCAUCCAUCAGUCUUGACAAAGUAGAUCCAAAACUAGAUGUGGACUUAGAUGGAAAGGUUACCGUAGAUAACUUUUCUGAAGUUUGGGAUAAGUAUAAUCAACCAAAAUCUCCAGAAGUAUUUGUAACGAUAAAACAGAAAUUUAGGGAUAGCGAAGGAAACGAGGAAACAAUUGUAUCCCGACAAAUUGGUGAUAAAAUGUACACUGUUACAACAAAAAAAGACAAACACGGAGUAGAAACCAAAGAAGAGAAUCUCGUUAAUAUGGACGAAAGUGAAUUAAAAGAAAACAAAUGGUUAUCAUUAAAUAAAAGUGGUAGUUUUUAUAAUUUUAACUUGAAUGAUUUUAAUUGGGAAAAAUUUUUUAAACCAGAUCCGAAAUUGUAGCUAAAAUAGCUAAAGCUAACUUGAUUUUCUUUUUUGUAGAUUAUUAAUGGUUGCUAUAUUUCUGUUUCAAAUAAAAAAAAGUUGAAUUUAAAAUUUAUAUAGUAUGUGAUAUAUAAUAAAUUUAUUUUACUCUUGCAUACUUACUGUAAACUAUUUUACUCAAUAAAGUAUAUAUACACGUA
Molecule: messenger RNA, 1039 nt
Organism: Hylaeus anthracinus
Lineage: Eukaryota; Metazoa; Arthropoda; Insecta; Hymenoptera; Colletidae
Exons: 6
Coding region: 102-857 (251 amino acids)
Biological process (GO): negative regulation of apoptotic process; regulation of actin filament polymerization
Cellular component (GO): clathrin-coated vesicle; mitochondrion; actin cytoskeleton
Source: RefSeq, a predicted model, not a curated record